GGUGUAAGUAAAAACCAACUCCAAUACAGACUUACAGAAGAGAUUCUGCAAUGGGUUUUGGGGUGUUUUUUUGUGGCAUUUAUACUGAUUUCCUUUUUCUAGUAAAAAGUAGUAACAAGACAAUUGUAAGGUGGAUUUGGUUACUCUGGGGAUAUGAACAGUAGAUACAAUUAUUAAGAAGACAAAUGAAAUCUAAAAUUUUUUCUCUGAAAGUCAGCAAAUUGAACUGCAAUUCCAAGACUCUGAUACAAGGCAAAAAGAGGAACGAAGUAUUUUCAACCAUUUUGGAUGAUGGGUGGGUGGAACUGAGCUAGGAAAAACACCUGGGACAACAUUUAGUCAUUAGUCACUCAGGAACCAUGACUGCAGCAUUCCAAAGGGAUUACAGCUGCUGCUGGUGCUUUGCUGUGGUGAAGGUGAGACUGGCAGGUGCCAGUUUGGGAUGUAGGCCAGGCUGAGAGAGGCUCUGGUGGCUCGGUGAGCACCACUGUGGGCGUGCCUUGCAGAGGUAAAGGAGGUGGUUGCAGCCAAGACAGAAAAAGUGUUCCGAGACUUAAUUACGUGUGUGAGCAGCAAGGAAGAAGAAAGGAAAUAGUCAAAUGCCAGUGGGAGCAAUGUGUAACAUCUGAGGCAAUCACUGUAAGUACUGAACGCCUGAACUUAAGAACUGGUCGAUGCGGUUUGUCACUAGGGCUGUGUGUGAAGACCGGGAAACAUCAGAGGCUUGUGGCUCUUAUGGUUUCCAAGGAAUAUGAAUUAAGGAAAAGAGAAAAAGACCAACUGAAGUAGCUCUGGACAGCAAUCAAACCCAUUUGAGGUGAUUCCCAGAACAAGCCUUGACAGCCUGAACAUCCUGGAAACUUCCAAGGGAAGGAAGGACCGCUGAAUUAUAAUGUAAGUGGAGAUGUACUGUGCCAGAUGUGCUGCUGCCUAGUGGGAAAAGCUUUGUGUUUUUCUUUGGGAUGGGGCUGGCAUGGCUCUCAUAUUAGGAAGUACUCUUAGCCUUUGUAAUAGGAAACCAAAGUUUCUCAAAAAGGUACAAAAUCAACCUUAGAAACAGCUGCUGGAGCUUAACUUUUGCUAUUUCAGUUGGUUUUUCUUUAACUUAAAAUUCAGACUAAUUUAUUUUUAAGUCUACUGAGUGCUAAAACCUGAUCAGCGGGGCUGCAGAAUCUUAAGCAGAUAAUCCUCUUCAAAACUACAUAAUUUUAUUAGUUGUACUCUUUUUCAAAGUGAUGGUACAAAACCAAAAAGAAAUAUAUUCAUAAACCUAAAAAGAAAUGUAGUCAUGGUUGUUAAAAUGGACAGGCUUAAGGUUUGUGCUGACAAAAAGUAAUCAAGGUUAUUAGUUUGUGAGUUCUUUUUGAAAUAAAACUUUUAGAGAAAUAUUAAUAUAUGGAGCUAACUUAACAGGUAAACAGACACUUGUUUCUAGUGGGAGCUUAUAAUUUUGUUUGUCAGAGGGUUUUGGAGAUAAUAUUAGUCCAAAAAAAAACCUGUCUGAUAGCAACCCACAGCUAUUGGACAAACCCAGAAGUGAUCUUAACCAACAUGGAAGUUAAGUCAUCAGGAAAUGCUCCUUUUUCCCUUCAGACAGCUUUUACAUCCCACCACACUCCCCAUUUCCUCAUCCUUAAAGAUAACUUAUUCAUGGCACACCUAUUAUCUUUGUAGGAAGUUCUUCUUGUCUUGGGAUUCAAGAGCAUGCAUUUCCUCUGAGUAAAUAAUUUUGGUAUCUCCUCCCAUAAUUACACCCACGUUGAGUAGGAACACUGGCAUUAGACAGAUACAUAUUAUAGGAACCAGUUAAUUCAUUUAACAACUUUACAGGUAUUAAUAACAACUGCUAAGUACCUCUCCCUUCUCUCAAAUUUCAGCUGACAGCACAAAAAGAUUGCUGGGUUUUUUUCUUUUUAUGAUUGAUGUGACUUGGACAUCCUUGAAGAGCAAAGUAGAAGUUGUAUGCGAUUCUCAUAAGCUGAGGGAAUGGCAGAUCUGACCCCGACACACAUCAGCUGGCAGCCGUCAGUGAACGCAGCCAACCACCACACUGACAGAUAUGCCAACACCGAGCUGACCGUCAGGCGAGGACAAGCCUUCAUUAUCACCCUGUACUUCAACAGACCGAGGCAGAAUGGGGAGAGCCUAGGAUUUGUCACUGAAAUAGGACCAUCCCCCUCGGAAUCCCAUCGCACAAGGGCAGUAUUUAACCUCUCUGAGGCGGGGGGCAGUGGCUGGAGUGCUGCCCAAGGAGCCAGCGACUCUGCAGCCAUGAACUUCACAAUAACCAGCCCGGCCAACGCCGUCAUCGGGCGAUACAACCUCACCCUCCGUGUCACCACGGGGAACAAGAUCUUCUCCAGAUACCUGGGCCAGUUUGUGUUACUCUUCAACCCUUGGUGCCCAGGUGAUGAUGUCUACAUGUCCAAUGAAAAUGAGAGACAAGAAUAUGUUCUAAAUGAAAAUGGAAUAAUCUUUGUGGGCAAUGCAAGGUACAUUGAAGCAAGAGGGUGGUAUUAUGGACAGUUCCAAGACCUUCUAAACAUCUGUCUCACCAUGCUCGAUCUGAGCCUGUACUACCGUCAGGACCCAGCCAUGGAUGUGUCACGGAGGGGAGAUCCUAAAUAUGUGGGCCGAGUAAUCAGUUCUAUGAUCAAUGGAAAUGAUAACGACAACGGAGUUCUCCUGGGGAAGUGGCAGGGGAGUUUCCACUCGCAUGAGAACCCAUCCCGCUGGGAUGGCAGCGUGGUGAUCCUCAAGAAGUGGCGCCAGGACAACUACAGACCUGUUCAGUAUGGCCAGUGCUGGGUGUUUGCAGGUGUGAUGUGCACAGUUUUGAGGUGCUUGGGGAUUCCAACUCGUUUGGUUUCAAAUUUUAACUCUGCCCAUGACGUGGAUAGAAACCUGAGUAUUGAUAAGUACUAUGACAGCUCUGGAAGGAGUCUUAAUAUCAGCAAGGAUUCCACAUGGGAUUAUCAUGUCUGGAAUGAAAGCUGGUUCAUUCGCCCAGACCUGGGAAGAUCAUACAAUGGGUGGCAGGUUUUAGAUGCAACUCCACAAGAGCAAAGCAGAGGAAUUUUUCAGUGUGGCCCUGCAUCUGUCUUAGCCAUCAAAGAAGGUGAAAUAGACCUGGAUUACGACACUUUGUUUGUGUACUCCGAGGUGAAUGCCGACUGCAACAGAUGGAUUGUAUACAAUGAUGGAACUAAGAAAAGGAUUUAUUGUGACACUGAAAUCAUUGGCAGGUCCAUCAGCACCAAAGCUGUGGGCAGCAACGGCCGUGUGGAUGUCACUGCUAACUACAAAUAUCCAGAAGGCUCUUCUGAGGAAAGACGAGUCUAUAGAAAGGCCUUGGCCAAGAUAUUGGGAACGAGUGUCACAGAAGGACGCACAGACUCUGCUGGGGGAAGAUCUUCAGAGACAAUGAGAAACCCUGGGAUUGCUGGGAAAUUCAAGCUGGCUGAACCUCCAGUUUUUGGCAAAGACAUUAACCUAAUCCUGGUCCUCAGCAACCUCUCCUCUGACCGCAAGAGCGUGAGGGUGGACAUGAGUGCCUCCACCAUCCUGUACACAAGGAGAACAGUGGCAGAGAUCCUGAAGGCAGCCACUUCUGUGGAGCUUGGUCCUAAACAAGGGAAGCAUAUCCGGGUAAAGAUCCCUUAUACUCAUUAUGGAAAAUAUCUGACUACUGACAAAAGGAUCCAAGUUACCGCUUUGUGUGAAGUCAUGCGCACACACGGGCUGAAGCUGCUGGUGGAGAAGACAAUCAUUUUAGAGGACACAAACAUCAUCAUUAAGCUGCCCCGGAGGGUCGUGGUGAACAGAGCUGUGUCUCUGGAGAUCUCCUACGCCAACCCCCUGCCGGAGCCCGUGAGCCGCUGCGUGCUGCUGGUGACUCUGAUGAACCAACAGGUCAAGAUAAAUUUGGCACCACUGGCACCGAGGGAGAGAUCAAGAAUUUAUUUUGAGUUCACACCUCGGAGGGCUGGGCCCUUACAGCUGCAAGUAGACUUCUCUUGUGACAAAUUUUCACACGUUAAGGGAUUUGUAACAAUUGCAGUAGCACCUGCAUAAUGUGAUGGAAUCAACCUUCCAUUUCAGCAUAAACACAGCAAGACACUCUCCUCUGUAUAGGGACAGUGAUGACAGAAAAGAAAUUUGCACAAAAAUUGGUGACCUCUUACAUUGCAAUAGAAUCAAAUCUGCUUCAUGGUGCUUAAUUAUUCAGUCCCUAAUUGUACUUCUCUUCCCUCCCACCCCCCCGACAAAACAAAAAAACGGAGCCCCUUCUUUGUAGAAAUAGUUUCAGGAUUUUCAAAUCCCAUUCUGUUAAGAUCCCAGUUUUGACUUUUCCCUCAGAUAAUUAAUACAAUCUCCUUUUGACCACAUUCUAAUUGUCAGCAAUAAAUAAAAAUCAUUCUCAACUGUAUUGUUUUAAAAUGAUUUAUACAUUCCAUGGGGGUAUUACAAGAAAUCACAAGACUGAGGAAAAGGUUAUUUUUUUUUUCAUUUCACAAGCCACUAACCUAGAAGAGCAGAACAUUUCCUCCAUUGUU
This is a messenger RNA of Parus major (Great Tit), 4556 nucleotides long. RefSeq names its product protein-glutamine gamma-glutamyltransferase 6-like. Gene Ontology annotation, molecular function: protein-glutamine gamma-glutamyltransferase activity. The transcript is spliced from 13 exons. The record is from RefSeq and is a predicted model, not a curated record. Gene Ontology annotation, biological process: peptide cross-linking. Bases 1987 to 4074 code for a protein of 695 amino acids. Lineage: Eukaryota; Metazoa; Chordata; Aves; Passeriformes; Paridae.